Elaeis guineensis (African oil palm) is the source of this 795-nucleotide messenger RNA. The record is from RefSeq and is a predicted model, not a curated record. NCBI's taxonomy places the organism in Eukaryota, Viridiplantae, Streptophyta, Magnoliopsida, Arecales, Arecaceae.
GGACAUGGUCGUGGGGGGGACAGAUACCACAUCAAACACAAUGGAGUGGGCCUUGGCCGAAAUGAUGCAGAAACCUGAAACCCUGAGAAAAGCCCAAGAGGAACUCGACCAAGUUGUGGGAAAGGACAACAUUGUGGAAGAGUCCCACAUUUCUAAGCUGCCUUACCUUGGAGCUGUGAUCAAAGAGGUUCUCCGAUUGCACCCGGCCCUUCCACUCUUAGUUCCCCACUGCCCAAGCUCUCCAUGCCUUGUUGGUGGCUACACCAUCCCGGAAGGCAGUCGGGUCUUUGUGAACGUGUGGGCAAUACAUAGGGACCCUUUAUUAUGGGAAGAUCCACUGGAGUUCAAGCCAGAAAGGUUCUUAGACAGUAAUAAUAAGUGGGAUUUUAGUGGGAAUGACUUCAAUUACUUCCCAUUUGGGUCUGGAAGGAGAAUCUGUGCUGGGAUCUCGAUGGCAGAGAGGAUGGUUGGAUACCUUCUAGCAUCACUGUUGCACUCUUUUGAGUGGAAGCUAGCAGAGGGAACGAAAUUGGAUCUGGAAGAGAAGUUUGGAAUUGUUCUAAAGAAGGCUAAGCCACUGAUUGCCAUUCCAACACCAAAACUACCGAACCCUGAUCUCUAUUCAUAGAUCGCACGUUUAAUGAUUGUGGAAGGAACAUUGUCUCUCUCUCUCUCUCCAUGGAAGCUUAACGUCCAUGGAGUUAUGCAGUAAUCUACAUGUGUAAGAUCUGAACAAAAACUGAAGUGAUUGAUGUCCAUGUAUCCAAAGUGCAGCAAUCUUCUUUUCCUUGUUCA